Molecule: messenger RNA, 2257 nt
Organism: Acanthochromis polyacanthus (spiny chromis)
Lineage: Eukaryota; Metazoa; Chordata; Actinopteri; Pomacentridae
Gene: mettl22
Product: methyltransferase 22, Kin17 lysine
Exons: 12
Coding region: 278-1204 (308 amino acids)
Biological process (GO): protein methylation
Cellular component (GO): nucleus
Molecular function (GO): protein methyltransferase activity
Source: RefSeq, a predicted model, not a curated record
GAUACAGACUGCGCAUGCGCACGACUGAUAGCACUCUCCUGUCAUGGCAGCCUACAUCGUCUGCUGAUGUGGUGAAUGUACAGGCUAACACACAACGCAACAGUGGACAUGCUUUUGUGUUGACGGGUUUGCUUUGUAAGGUGUUAAACGACUGACACAAUGACCAAGAUCUAUAGAGAUGAAGCAGGGCAUCCAUCGAGCCAGUCGGUGGCACAUCGAGUGAGGAAUAGCAGUUGGUUGGAGUGGUCAACUGUUCAAAGACUAUGAACGAUCAGCUAUGGACCAGAUCACUUUUCAUUAUGACACUGUGCUCUCAGAGGUUCAUAUGCUUUUGCCGAGUGCACAGCACCUUAUGACAUGCCUCAACGGUGUUGGGCAGCCUGUGUUCAUGUCCAAAUUUAAGAUCUUGGGAGAAAAACACAAUCAUGACCAAGGGAAAGGUAUGGUAAAAGAAGAGAAAUACAAGGACCCAGGGGGAUCCAGUGGAAACUCUAAGAGAGGCACUCAUGAAGAAAAUGCAAAUGAAGGUGGGGAAGAAAAUGUGGUGCCAUUCUUGGAUGAGGAUGGGGACUUUGACAUCAUGCAUCGACCACGGAAAAACUUUUUGGAAGCUACUGACCGAAGCUUGGUCUGUCCAGUCAUUCUCAAACAAUCCAGUCCCGUACUGGAACAAGAGGAGGAAAAUACAGAUAAUGAAGAGGGUCAUUGCUUCGAAAAUGUUAUAAGGAUUGAGCACACUAUGGCCACACCCUUGGAGGAUGUUGGCAAACAGGUAUGGCGGGGGGCGUUCUUCCUGGCUGACUUCAUCCUCUCUGAGCCGGCCAUGUUCAGAGGAGCAACAGUCCUAGAGCUAGGAGCAGGAACAGGCUUAACCAGCAUCAUCAUGGCAACCAUAGCCAAAACAGUGUACUGCACAGAUGUGGGUGAAGAUCUUCUUAGCAUGUGCAAGAGAAAUGUAACAUCAAAUAAACGCAAAAUGGAGCCUGCAGGUGGGGAGGUGAAAGUAAGAAAGCUGGACUGGCUUCAGCAUGGCCUUUGUACAGAUGCUGAUAUGGAGUUCAGUUGGACAGAAGAGGAAGUAGCUGAUCUUCAUAACAACACUAGCUUCAUCAUUGCUGCUGACAUUUCUUUCAGAAAUACCCCCACCUCAGUGAUGGAGAGGAGUCCCAUACAUAAGCGAUAUUUGUCAGACACACGAGGUUAAACAUUGCAACAAGUGAUGUAUUUUGCAUAGUAAUGCAAUCAUUUAAGAAAAGACACAAUCUUAAAUAACAACAGCUCAUAAAACUGUCAAAAUUAACUAAGAUGAAUUUAUUUAUAGUUUCCUUUACACUGAAAAUUCUGUCUUUGGACAUAUUUUCACUACUACCUACCAAUAAACAAAAAUGUCCUAAUGUGUGCACUGUAUGACUUGCUGUUAGAUCUUGAUCAAUCCUGUCUACAUGUUAGGGAUCAUUUAUAAUUCAAAGUCACUAUUAAAGUUACUGCUGUUUUUCAAAGUGUAUAAAAGUGCACAACUCUGUCAUUUUGGAGAUACUCACAUGGAUCUUGCUGCUGUCUGAUGCAAGUAUUUAAUGAACUCAAAGAAAAUACUCUUGGCAACAAACUAAACUUAAGCUCUUGUAAGUGUUUUUUUUUCUCCAAAACUCAGAUUAAUUUAUUAUCCUGCUUCGAGUUUACCAUGUCAAAACAGAGGUCUUUUCCCAGAAUUUGAGAGAUCUGGUCCAUAUUUAUUUUAUCAGUUGAUCCGAAGAGGUGGAGGGACAUCCUGUGAGUACCUGGGAUCCUUUCCUCCCUGUUGUUAGAAGGAUUUCUGGACCCAAACUUAAUGUUUUUAAUGCAGUUAAAUAAUAGAGGUUGUCAUGAAGUGAGGUCUGUCAGCCUGGCUGUUGUAGUUAUGCUAUUAAAAUGGUCAUAAUAUAGAUGCUUACAAUUCUACAGCAGUAAUAACGACAAUUGUAACAACAACAGUAAUGUGCAUAGAGCAACAGCAAUAUACGCUGAACAGGUUUGUUGGGCCAAUAACCGCAUAUUAGAAACAAACUUUACUUGAGCCAGAGAGGGAAUACACAGUUAAAGAUGUACAGUCUAUUCAGAUUAACAUUUCAAAGUAACUUAACUUCAUGAAUAGUCAGUACAUUGCUGUAGCAAGACUUAAAGUAAUUGCUGUUUUAAGUUUCGCCCUUGGAGCUGCUGUGUAAAUCACUUCAUACAAUGCAAAAACACAUACUGACAGUCAUAUUAAUUGUUUUUGUGU